This is a messenger RNA of Parascedosporium putredinis, 684 nucleotides long. The record is from the annotation of a GenBank genome assembly. Lineage: Eukaryota; Fungi; Ascomycota; Sordariomycetes; Microascales; Microascaceae.
AUGCCUCGAUUAGACGGUAAAGUCGCCAUUGUCACCGGUGCCGGGUCCGGAUUCGGGGAGGCCAUAGCCCAUCGGUUUGCAGCGGAAGGCGCCAAGGUACUGGUGGCAGACAUCGCCGUCGCCAACGGCCAACGAGUGGUAUCCGACAUAAGUGCGGCCAAGUACCCAGGCAAUGGUAACGCGACGUUUGUCGAGCUCAACGUCGCCAACCGAAGGGACUGGGAGAACGCGUUAAAGGUGGCCACGGCAGAGUACGGGCAGCUCGACAUCGUCGUCAACAACGCCGGAACCACGUACAAGAAGCAGCCCAGCGUGGAUGUGAGCGAGGCCGAGUUCGACAAGAUCAUCGCGGUCAACGUAAAGGGCAUCUAUUUUAGCGUGGCGGUCGUCAUGCCGUAUUUCGAGCAGCGCAAGUCGGGCGUCUUCCUCAAUACUUCAUCCGUCGCGGGGAUGAAGGUGAGGCCAGGCCAAGUCUUCUACGGAGGAACCAAGGGCUUCCUCAAUACCAUCACCCAAGGUCUCGCCGCAGAAUACGGGCCCCAGGGUAUCCGCGUCAACUCAAUCUGCCCGCUCCGCGGCGCAACGGGCCUCUUGGAAAUGUUUAGCGGUGUGCCAGAUACGCCGGAAGAGAGGGCGCGGUUUGCGGGGGUCAUCCCCGCAAUAUCCCCGGUUCGCGCCAAGUAG